AAUUCCAAGAAGUCACGGACUUUAGGUUAUAAAAUCGCCCUCCUCUUCUCUUUCUCUCAACCAUUGUUUUCUCGUUCAUUGUCAAAGACAAAAAAACAGAAGAAGAAAAAAGAAAAAAGAAAAAAUCUUUCCUGAAGAUGGCUGAAGCUAAGAGCAAGUUUGAAUCUGCUAGGGAAUGGGUCACCGAGAACAAGCUAAGAACUGUUGGUUCUCUAUGGCUUAGCGGUAUUGCUGGUUCAAUCGCCUACAAUUGGUCUAAACCCAACAUGAAAACAAGUGUCAGGAUUAUUCAUGCUAGGUUGCACGCACAGGCGCUUACGCUGGCUGCACUAGCUGGUGCUGCUGUGGUUGAGUACUAUGAUCAUAAAGCUGGAGCAAAGGCUGAUAAAUAUGCUGGAUACAUCCCAUACAAGGACUUCAAAUGAAAGCCAGAAUGAAAAAAUAUAUAUAUAUUUGUCAAGACCUUUUGAGGCCUGCAAUGAUUCAAUGAUUAAUAUGAAUAAUUGUUUUCACGAGGGGCAUGAGUUUUACCAUUCUGGUUGUUUUGUAUUAUUCAGUACUGAUAUUGUGUUACAUUGAUGGCAAGGAAAUUAAAUUGAGACAAUUAUUUUUUUUGGUGUA
Manihot esculenta (cassava) is the source of this 621-nucleotide messenger RNA. RefSeq lists its product as uncharacterized. Bases 138 to 425 code for a protein of 95 amino acids. Gene Ontology annotation, cellular component: mitochondrial inner membrane. The transcript is spliced from 3 exons. Gene Ontology annotation, biological process: mitochondrial respiratory chain complex IV assembly. The record is from RefSeq and is a predicted model, not a curated record. Lineage: Eukaryota; Viridiplantae; Streptophyta; Magnoliopsida; Malpighiales; Euphorbiaceae.